CAUCACUAUGCGGGGCACACUCAGGUUGCCCGCGCGCUCGCUCCUGGCGGCGACGUGCAGACGGUGCAGCGCCCCCAAUAAUUCCCAGAAAUUUGCGCUCGCUUUUCGCCGGUAUGCGACCCACAGGGAUGGGCUUAACACCUCGAACCCGGAUGGGUUGAACAUGAGCACCGCCCACACAUUCUCGCAGACGCUCGAUCAGCGCCAGCGCGCGCGGACGCGCAAGGACACUGUCGGCCCCUUCCAGCUGGGUCUAUCCCAGCCAGCUGCGCAGGAGGGCGUAAGGCCUUGGUCACAACUGAGUGUUGGUGGUAAAGCUAUGCGCACUACCGCGCGGACUGCCAACCUCGGUGUUAUUCUUGUUGGUGCUGGGCUUUCGGCGAUCCUGCUAUACUGCUUGACCACGGAAUUGUUCUCGACGAACUCGCCCACGGUGCUCUACAAUGAUGCGUGUGAAAGGAUCACUUCAUCCCCUCGGGUAGCGCAAUAUCUAUCCGGGCCCUUGGAGUUCCACAAUACCCCUCCCUCUGCUUUACGUCCCAAACACCGUAACCGGCACGUCUCCUCUCAGGUCGUUUUCGACCAGGCCGGCAGGGAACACAUGAUUCUCAACUUCUACGUGGAGGGCAAACCACCAGGGUAUCAACCUGUGGACUCUUCGUAUCUGGGGCAAAUCUCGACAUGGUUCAACGAGUCGAUGACCACGCUAGCAGACAUGUCGCUUGAGCAGUUGCAAGCGAGCCUCAAACAACAUGCGGAAGAUAUUAAGGACGGCACACGGAAUAUCGCGCGGUACUUGAGCGGCAAGCCAGCGAUCCCUGAACGGUCAUCAGCGCAAGCGUCGGAGGUACCUGCACCAACUGAGGAGAAGAAGAGCUCUUGGAGCUUUGGAAGUCUCUUCUCUUCAUUAACACCGUUCAAGGGCACCAGCACUUUGGGAACCUCGCACGCUGGUGGCCCGGUUUACACGGAGGGUGAGGUACACGCGGACCUGGUCAAAAACAACGAUGGAUACUUCGUUUGGCGCUACCUUCUCAUCGACAUUCCCAAUACCGCCUCUCGCAACCACGUCCGCAUCUUCGUCGAGCGGGGACCUGGUGUUCGGGAGAGCGAGCCCGUCAUGAAGUUCAACCAGUACUAAUGCAUUAAAACACCCCACUCCCUCACGAUAACUUAUCACGCCGCCCAGUAUAUCGUAUAUGUACCAUAUAUCUCCAGUACCCAGCUCAAUCCCAGGCCUCACUAUUCCCUGCGA
Messenger RNA from Schizophyllum commune H4-8, 1255 nucleotides. RefSeq lists its product as uncharacterized. The record is from RefSeq and is a predicted model, not a curated record. Bases 8 to 1141 code for a protein of 377 amino acids. Gene Ontology annotation, biological process: protein import into mitochondrial matrix. The transcript is spliced from 5 exons. Lineage: Eukaryota; Fungi; Basidiomycota; Agaricomycetes; Agaricales; Schizophyllaceae. Gene Ontology annotation, cellular component: TIM23 mitochondrial import inner membrane translocase complex.